AUGUGGGUCGACAAGUACCGUCCACAAAAGUUCACCGAACUGCUUGGAGAUGAACGCACGAAUCGAGAUGUCCUACGCUGGCUCAAGCACUGGGAUCAUUGUGUCUUUGGUAAAGCAAGCAAAGCCACCACCACUGACCCGCAUAAACGCCCAGAGAGACGCAUCCUCAUGCUGACAGGACCGCCUGGCUUUGGCAAAACGACACUCGCACAUAUUGCAUCGCGUCAAGCAGGCUACAACGUCAUUGAAAUCAACGCAAGUGAUGACCGAACAGGUACCGUGGUGCAAAACAAAAUACAGGAUGCACUCGAGUCGCAGGCUGUAUUUCAAUCGCGGCCAUCUUGCAUUGUGAUUGAUGAGAUUGACGGAGUGAGUGGCGCUGGUGGCGAAACAGGCUUCAUCAAGCGUCUUUUGGGAAUUGUCCUAGCAGAUGAAAAGGCGCUUGCUUCCAUGUCUGCCGUUCCUGGACUCAAUGGCUUUGCCACAAGGAAGUCAAAAAAGCAAAAAUCGAACAAGUCCCUUCUGCGACCCAUCAUUGUCAUUUGCAAUGACCUAUAUGCACCUGCACUCCGAACACUACGACCCUACUGUCAAGUUGUCUACUUCAAAGCAUCAGGGCCAGCAAGUCUCGUGGCACGAUUACGGACGAUAUGCCUUCACGAAGGCUUGCAAGCAGAUGUGCGUGCUCUCCAUGCUUUAUGUGAAGUCGCUGAACAUGAUUUAAGGUCGUGCGUCAAUAGCCUGCAAUUCGUACGCACACGAAGUCGGCAAUUCACACUGGAGAGCGUUUCUCAGACACUUGCUCAGCGCGACAUGGCUCGCUCACCACAUGCAGUGGUGGAAGCCAUCUUCAAACUCCCAGACGCCAAACGUGAACGCAAAAAGGCAGCCGUUGUCAAGACGGAAGUCCAAAGAAUUGUUCAGAUUGCAGAACUCGUUCAGUCAACCAAUGAGUAUGGCAAAAUCAUGGAUGGCUUGUUUGCACAUUACCCACAAGCACCCUACCACGAUAGCCACUUCCAAAAACCACUCAAGGCGCUGUCUUGGCUCGCAUUUUAUGAUUUUUGUGAGCGUGGGGUGUAUGAACGGCAACACGGUGAAUUGAUGGCCUAUAUGCCUUGGGCUGCCUCUGCUAUGCAUCACCUUUUUGCCACGCACGAGUCACCGCGUACGCUGGAAAGAUCAAAGCAGGCUUGGCAAGCACGAGAAAAGACAUCAGCCAACGAGGACCUGUUUAAGACUUGGAUUGCUGUAUGCCAGCCGUCCAUCAGACAAUGCCAGAAUGCACUCAUCAUGAAGAGUGAGCUGCUCUCCUAUGCUGUGCGCAUCAUUGGCAGUUCUCGCAUCAAUCCAGUCAAUGCUCAUUUGGUGGUCAAACCAGCUGAACGCAAACAGCUUGCCAAGAUCGUCGAUGCAAUGCUUCUCUUGGGUCUGGAUUACAAGCAGUACCGCAAUGACGAUGGAAGCUACAUUUACCGACUCGAGCCAGCCUUGACGGAGCUACUGAAUUAUGAAGACACCACGGGGACUGUAGUGCUCAAGGGAGAGGCAUUAUUGCCGAGUCGGUAUGCAGUGCGUCAAGUAAUUGCACAAGAACUUGCUGCUGAACGGAUCAGACGACAGCAGGAAGCAUUA
Messenger RNA from Protomyces lactucae-debilis, 1635 nucleotides. RefSeq names its product P-loop containing nucleoside triphosphate hydrolase protein. The record is from RefSeq and is a predicted model, not a curated record. NCBI's taxonomy places the organism in Eukaryota, Fungi, Ascomycota, Taphrinomycetes, Taphrinales, Protomycetaceae. Gene Ontology annotation, molecular function: ATP hydrolysis activity; ATP binding. The annotation marks the transcript as partial. The transcript has a single exon.